AUGAGCAUCCUGUUGCUCCUCCUGGGCUGCCUCGUGUGCCUCUUCCUGCUGGUCUUCUGGCCUCGUGACUGUCAGAGACACACUGGUGAAACAUCAUCAAACUCGACUGCUUUCCUACUAGUGAGACCAUCUUCUGUGACUGAGUCAGCUAACAGCGAUGGUGACAACAGUGUGACAGUCAUCCGCCUCUCUCGGGACACCUUAAUUAAUUCCCCGAGCUCCGAGGUUGUGGACAAACUAGUAGUGGUAAACCUCAGGGUGGUGGAAUACAACCUCGCCGAACUGGAACGUUUGGUAGUCACCAGGCGCUUAAGUGGCACACUAGUGAACCAUAAACCCACCGGGCAGGCUGGCAGCAUGUGCUGA
Molecule: messenger RNA, 366 nt
Organism: Phyllostomus hastatus (greater spear-nosed bat)
Lineage: Eukaryota; Metazoa; Chordata; Mammalia; Chiroptera; Phyllostomidae
Gene: CT83
Product: cancer/testis antigen 83
Exons: 2
Coding region: 1-366 (121 amino acids)
Source: RefSeq, a predicted model, not a curated record